AAGAAGAGGCGCGAUGGGCAAAAGGAAGGUGCGGACGCAGGCGGCGCCUGCAGCCGCCUCGCGGGAAGGGGCUGCUCCAAGGGACAGACAAAUGAAGAAGAAAAAAACUCAGUGCCUGGAUGAGCAAGAAAUUCCUUUUCGCCUGCGGGAAAUAAUGAGGAGCCGUGAUGAAUUAAAGAACCCCAAGAGCAAGAAGAAAAAGAAAAAGGAGAAGCAACCAGCGCAUAUACUGGAGGGCGACAUACCUGUGCCGAAAUUCAAGCAGCGCAAAGGAGAGGGAGACUCUACCUACAUCGGGCGCAUUGAGCGGGAAACUCAGCGUGUGAUGUUCCUUACCAAAUACCAGCUGCAGCGUGAACCCGAAAAAGAAGAGCCAGCCCCAGAAAAGUCCCAGAGGAAGAAAGAAUUUCAGAAGAAGAAGCUGGAUAAAAUCCGUAGGAAGAAAGAGGAGAAAAAAGCAGCAUUGCUGGAGAAAGACUUUCUCAAAGACUCGGUGAAGUUUGGAGAGGUUGCUGAACAGCCCCCAACAAUUACAGCAAAACCUAGAAAGAGUGUUGUCAAAGACAAGGCCGGCAAGAAGCAGCUUCUGCUGACAUCUCUCUUGGGCUCCGGUGGGACACCCUCCACUCCAAAAGUGUUCCACGCAUCCCUUGCUCGCCAGAGGAUCAUGCAGGAGGAAAGAGAAAGGGUUGUCCAAGCUUACCGGGACAUAAAGAAACGCAAGCAGCAGCAAAUGGCCGAAAAUCAGCUUGCUAUUGACAAACUAAAGAAGCCCUUCUGAGAUGUCGGAAUGCUUCCACUGGGCCAGAAAACAGGAAGAAACAUUUUAGUACAAGGACAAGAUGGCGGUGUAUUUAAAUGGUCCUCUUUUUGGAUGACCGCAUCAAGCCAUCUGGACGAGCAGAUUGACUAGUGUUGUACGCAUUGGGCAAUAUGGCAGUCGUCUGCUACUUUCCAGAAGCAGAGUGAAGUGUAUACAGUGGACUUUUUCUAGACUCAACCUUGGAACUUCACACCUUAGCAACUUGGGUCUUCUGUAAUCUUCUCUUAACUUUCCUCUGGGAUUCAGAGUAGAAGGACUAGUAUGGGAAUGGUCUCGGAGGCAAUUACACCGAAUAAAUAUAUUUAUAUUA
Zootoca vivipara (common lizard) is the source of this 1133-nucleotide messenger RNA. It is a transcript of the gene CCDC137, whose product is annotated as coiled-coil domain containing 137. NCBI's taxonomy places the organism in Eukaryota, Metazoa, Chordata, Lepidosauria, Squamata, Lacertidae. Gene Ontology annotation, cellular component: nucleus. The record is from RefSeq and is a predicted model, not a curated record.